This is a messenger RNA of Ogataea angusta, 1299 nucleotides long. RefSeq lists its product as uncharacterized. The record is from RefSeq and is a predicted model, not a curated record. The coding region runs from base 1 to 1299 and encodes 432 amino acids. Gene Ontology annotation, cellular component: U4/U6 x U5 tri-snRNP complex. Lineage: Eukaryota; Fungi; Ascomycota; Pichiomycetes; Pichiales; Pichiaceae. Gene Ontology annotation, biological process: maturation of 5S rRNA; mRNA cis splicing, via spliceosome. The transcript has a single exon.
AUGGAAGUGUCUCUUUCCGUCGAGGAAACGAACCAGCUGCGGGCGAAGCUAGGCCUUCCAUUGAUUUCUACUAGUGAUAAGCCCUCAAUUAAGGAAAAAAAGGGGAUUCCUUUAGGCGAAACAAACAAGAUACGAUCACAGUUAGGACUGCCUCUAAUCACAUCAGAAAAAGCAGAUAAUGACCCAGAGUACGAGAAUUAUAGGAAAUUAGAGGAUGAGCGCAUGAAGCAGAAACAACUGGAUGAGCUGCAGCAGCGACUGUCCAAAACCAAGAGCGAUCUGCAACGACGUAAGCUGGAAUCAGGGGAAACGCUUUUAGCGAGAUUAGACAAGGAAGAGAUCAAUGAUGAUGAAUGGUUGGCCAAGGUGGGCACUUCACAGGAGAAAAAAGUAAGUCGCAAGAGAAAGGCAACUUCAGAGGACGAUGAUCUACAAGGGGUAAGUGUUGCCCACAAUAAGGAGGAUUACGCGGAGCUACUCGGAGAAAGCGAAGAAGUUGUGUUAACACUAAAAGACAAGAGCGUGUUUGACGAAGACAAAGACGAGCUUGAAAACUAUGAACUUGCAAAACGCCGACGAGUGAAAGAGUUCUUGGAGGGUCAGGUGAAAGAGAAAAAGAUCGACGAUAACAAAGAACAAGAUAAUGGAUUUAAGAUCGGGGAGAAAAUAAUUCCAAGGAAGCAAACAAAGAUGCUUGUUUCAUUGGACUUUGAUGAUGACGAGCAGGAUUCUCAACCAUCUGACUACAGUGCCCCAGUAAUCAAGAAGCUGAAAAGUAAAGUGAGAAACAAGCGGAAUGAUAAAGAAGAGUUAAAGGAAGCUAAUUUUCAGCAAUUGAAGUUGAUCAACGAGGAUUUAGAAAAGGAAGACGACAUCGAGCUGAACAAAUUCUUAGCUGCUUCAAGACGACAAAGACAGGAAUCACGGCCUAUAGUGAUUGAAGAAAACCACCAGGAAGAAGGAGGAGUGGUUCUGGAUGAAGACGCAGAUUUCUUGGAAAAGCUCAACGGUAGCAACACUAUCGAAGAACCGAAGAAGGUUCAAAAGGUUGGUGACGCGACGCAGUCCAAAGCUGGCCUCAUUCAUGUCUCCGAAAAACUCGCUGUGCUUCAUGACGAAGUCGAUGCGAAUAUGGGACUGUCCCGUACCCUAAAGCUUUUGAAGGACAGAUCGGAGCUUGCCCCAAAUUCUAAUGCGUCCAAUGUCAACCUGGUUUAUAGAGACGACAAGGGUAGGGUUCUCAACCAAAAGGAAGCCUACAAGUACUUGUCUCAUCGGUUCCAUGGACAUAAGAAAUAG